CUCCCCAUACUUUAUUCGGAUAUAUGUACACAUAUUGCUUGCAAACAUUUGCUCACACAUACAUCCAAACAAGUAGAUAUUCCCAGUUGCAGAGAGUCAUGAUUAAUAUCUUGAUAAAUAUAAUACAAGUGAUCGGUUAAUUUCAUCAAAAUAAUCAGAAUCAGCAUAUAUUUUCAUAUCCUUCAGUAGUCAUGAGUGGUCGAGAUGGGAGUAGCAGUGAGGGAUCCUGGAAACAUUUGACGGACGCGAAACCGACAAAGCAACCCGAUCCUCCUGCCCCCAGAGCCUUUCUUCUCCAGGUCACGGGUAGAAUCGAGUCUGCAGAAAUAUUCGGAGCGAACGAUAUCUACUGCAAGUACAACUUGGCCAUGGGUGGAGACUGGGCUGUCACUUCGGGCAUGGAAGAAGCCAUCUCGCAAAUUACUUCCAAGAAUGGGGACAAUGUUUUCGUGUGGAAUUUUCCCUUAGAAGUCACAUUUAAGAGUACAAAUCCUCAUGGAUGGCCGCAACUUAUUUUGAGCGUGUACGGGGCUGACAUUAUGGGUAACCAUAUCGCUCGAGGGUAUGGAACUACGCAUUUUCCGGUAUCGAAAGGCGUCUUCACCAAAAUAAUUCCCCUCUUUGUUCCCGAGUCAAGUUCAUUUGUCCAAAAAAUCUCAUCUUGGCUUAUGGGACGCCACCCAGAGUUUGUGGACCCGAAAGUUUUGGCACAGAAUGAUGGACGACAAGUUGUCAGAGUCGAGUCCUGUGGUCACGUCGUCGUUAAAAUGGAAAUGGUUACAAAGGAUAUGGCGCAGUUGGGUUAUGUCACGUCUGACAAAGUUUACAACCACGAUUUUUAAAAACAAUUGUAAUAAUAAUUAAUUUUCAGAAAUGUUUUUUUAAUUAACGAAAUAUUUAAGCAAUAUUGAUUGAAUAAAAUGUCAAAACCGAGAAUCGAAAGUUUACAGUUUUAUUAAUGUGUUUUUUUUAUUUUACUUUCAUUUUUACCACAUUUUUUAAUGUUUUUUGAUCUUUUUACAUAUUAUUUUUCAAAUUUCCAGAUUAACAAAGAGUUUGGCUGGGUUGUUUACAAAGUUACUUUAUAUGAUAUACAUUAGCAAAACUGGGAUUCGACUAAUAACUGUGUAACUUUCACAUGAUAAAUAUUUUUCAAGCUUUCACAAUACAGGCAAAAAUUAAAACGGAAA
Messenger RNA from Folsomia candida, 1190 nucleotides. RefSeq names its product B9 domain-containing protein 1 (gene B9d1). The coding region runs from base 192 to 842 and encodes 216 amino acids. The transcript has 5 exons. The record is from RefSeq and is a predicted model, not a curated record. Gene Ontology annotation, cellular component: MKS complex. Lineage: Eukaryota; Metazoa; Arthropoda; Collembola; Entomobryomorpha; Isotomidae. Gene Ontology annotation, biological process: cilium assembly.